This is a messenger RNA of Hydractinia symbiolongicarpus, 798 nucleotides long. RefSeq names its product solute carrier family 22 member 18-like. Gene Ontology annotation, biological process: transmembrane transport. The transcript has a single exon. Lineage: Eukaryota; Metazoa; Cnidaria; Hydrozoa; Anthoathecata; Hydractiniidae. Bases 1 to 798 code for a protein of 265 amino acids. Gene Ontology annotation, molecular function: transmembrane transporter activity. The record is from RefSeq and is a predicted model, not a curated record.
AUGGUCACUGGAUCCUUCGUUGGAGGAAUUGUCACUCACAUUUUCAGCGAACGUGCUGCAACCGUGGUAUCCGCAUGUGGUAAUAUUGUCUGCGUGGUAAUUAUUUUUGUUUUCAUCCCGAAGGACACAAAAGCAAUACGCCAGAAGUUAGACAAUUUACAGCAAAAAUUAAACAGAACAUCCCUCGAACCGCCGCCAUUCUCAAUGUCAUCAUUCAGUAUCACGCAAAUAUUUUCAAUUCUAAAAAUCAAAAUCAUACAGUAUUUAUUAUUCUUAAAAAUCAUGUCAGCAUUUCCAUUUAGCUUGAUCUAUUCCAUGUUUUCGAUUGCAAUAAUGGAUUAUUUCAAACUUGGACCAAAAUAUAAUGGCGCCAUAUUAGCGUACGUUGGAAUACUUGGAAUUUUCGUGCAAGGUGUUUUAAUCGGGUUACUUACGAAGAAAUUUCAAGAUCCCGAAUUAAUUAAAUACUCUAUGUUUCUAAUCGCAGCUUCAUGCAUGUUUCUCAUAGUCGCUGAUAACAUUUUCUUUUUUUGUUUUCUUCUGUUCCCUUUAUCAAUUGGAGCGAUAACUUCACAUAUUGUUUUACUAGCAGCCAUAACAAAGGUUGUUCCAAUCACUGACACAGGAUCUGCUCUUGGAUUAACUUUAGCUUUACACGCCGUAGUACGUUCUAUUGCACCCACAUUGGGUGGCUUGUUGUUUACAGCAAUUGGGUGGCCGAUAUUUGGUGCAGUUGGCUACGUGAUGCAUUUGUUUCUGUCUGGAUUUGUUGUGCUAAACGGACGAAAAGAUUACUGA